CUCCAUUUUUUUACCUUCCCUUUCCCUAAUCUCUCCCUCCACAUUUUUCUCCUAUCCAAUCCACACAAAAUCAAAUCCCUAGAAUUUCGUUUCGCCAUUCUCCAUACACAGACUGAAAACAAAUGACAGAACCUGAGCCUCACCGCUCCGCUCUCCCGCCGCCGCCGGCGGCCGUCCUCCAGCGCCCCAGCCGCAUCCCCCACGACGUCGCCAUCGACAUCUUCCGCCAGCUACCGGCCAAGUCCCUCCUCCGCUUCCGCUCCCUCUCCAAGCCCCUCUGCGACCUAAUCGACAGCUCCGAUUUCAUCAACCUCCACUUAUCCGACUCCCUCCGCGCCAAAUCUCACCACUCCCUGAUCCUCCGAGACUGGCACCUCUACACCGUCGACUUCGACUCCCUCGACGCCGCCGUCGGUCUCGAGCACCCGCUCUCCGUCGGCGGCGGGACCGAGGCGCUCGGCUCCGUGAACGGCCUGGUCGCGCUCCGGAACUCGGACCGGGAUCUCGCAAUCUACAACAUCGCGACGCGGAAGGUCCGGAAGCUGCCCGUGAGUGAGGUGGAGCCGCCCGGCGGGCAGCACCUGAGGACCGGGUACGUGUUCUACGGGUUCGGGUACGAUUCGGUGAACGAUGAUUAUAAGGUGGUGAGGAUGGCGACUUUUGUCGGGGAUGAGAACGCCUGCGAUACUUACAAUUACGAUUACGAGGUGAAGGUUUAUAGCUUUAGGAGCAAUUCGUGGAAGAAGAUGAUGGAUGUCCCGUUUUAUAUCCGGUUCUUGCAUAAGCCCCUGCAUCAGGUUUUGCAUAGGAGAGGGUAUGGUGUGCUUGUUGGUUCAGCUCUGCAUUGGGUGCUGCCUCAGAGGGCUAUGGUGGGUUUGAAGAAUUAUAUUGUCUCGUUCGAUUUCGUUGCUGAGAAGUUCGAUGAAGUGCCUCAGCCGGAGUAUGAGAAUAAGGAUCUGAGCUACCAAGUUGAUGUGGGUGUUCUGGAAGGGAAUCUGUGUGUGAUGUGUAACUACGAGCAUGUAUGCGUCGACCUCUGGGUGAUGAAGGAGUACGGAGUGAAGGAGUCUUGGUCUCGGAUGUUCUCGGUGCAGAAGAUUAGGAAUACUACUACAUUUGGGUUUUUGAGGCCUUUGAUUAUUGCUAAGGAUGGUAAGGAACUGCUAUUGGAAGUGAACGACGAGAAGCUUGUAUGGUAUGAUUGGAAGACUGGGAAAGCUAGAAGUGUGAGGAUUCGUGAUGGGCCGAAAUCUUUUGGUGCUGUAAUGUAUGUGGAGAGUCUUAUUCCAGUUGAUGAUCCUGAUGAAGUCGAGCGGCAGCGACGGUUAAGGGAGGAUGCCGAGAGGGAGAAGUUGAGAUCCGAAAAUAACUAUGGGGAUGACUUCCUAUCAGUUGGAUUUAAACUAAAGCUGUGACCAGCAGAGAAGACACUGAUGACCAAGAGAUCGUCCACGGGUGCGUAUCUUUCUGCUGUCUGAUUUAGUUCGGUUGAGGUAUGAAGUCAGUUUUGUUGGUCUUAUCUGAUAAAUGCUAAACUUUCGCAUGGAAACUGCAGCGAGCUAUCCGCGGAGAAACAUGGCAUCACAAAGUCCAUGUGAGGCCAUGACAAGGGACGCCGAGGCAUGUGGAGGAAAACCUACAUCUUCCCUCAGCCCUCAGCAAGUUAGGAGGUGGUCUCUGGUUGGAAAGGCUUCAUCCUUGGGCAAAGCAUCAUUUGCCUGAAAUGUACUAGGAUUCCUGAGAGAUAUCUUUGCCAUGUUUCUUAGGAAGAAGAAAGAGCUUGUAGAAAGGAAAGGGAUCAUCUGUAGACUACCUUGCACCGAUCAAACCACCAAAACAAAAGCUAAAGAAUAAGAAAGCAGAAAGUGAAAGCGACCCAGAAAACAAAUAAAGGAAAGCAACAGAAAACAAGAGCGGUUGCUUACUGUACAUGCAUUGCAGGUUCAUACCCGACGACGACGAGAAAGGUGCAGCUGUAUUACCUUUUACUCCAUUUGUACCUGACUGAAGCUUGAUAAGAGGGAAAGUAGAGAAGAGUUGUAUGCAGGUUGCUGCUUGGUUACUGCAUGUGCUUCUUCUGCUUACUUUCUCUGAUGUAAGUGAUGGCUUUGUAUAUGUGUUAUUGCUGAAGUCUCUGUUGUGUAUUGUAUAUCUUCUGCUGCAACUUCCCUUGACAUGACAAUGUACUGCUGUGAGUUUGACACAUAAAUAGUCUGUUUGUAUCUUCUUGCUUGGUUAUGCUGCUGUAAUCUGGAUCGGAUCAAGUGCUCAGAGAUGUAUAAAUUUACUACUGAGUGGUUUACAUGGCCAGUCUUUAUAUCAGCCACUGCUGUAGAAAGUAGAUCAUUUGGUAAUGACAAUACCGGGGAGAGUAUCUCAAUAUUCAUACCGUAUUUUGCUUUGAAGUCGAACCAAAACAUGUCAGCUUCGUAGGUCUGUUGUCUUACGAUGGAGAGUUGUGGCGAAUGGUCUCGUUUUGCCGCGUGAAUCUGCAUUCUUACACAUUGCCUGAAAUAUGAUCGCGUUUUUCUAUUACUGUUCCUUAAAACUGUGGGCCAAAGUUAGGGAUAGCGGUUCGGUUAAUUGAACCGAAAAUCGAAUGAUUCAAUCCAAAAUCAAAGUCGAUAAUGGUUUAUUGAUUUCGAUCAGAAUAAACUGUAAACAAAAAA
Linum trigynum is the source of this 2669-nucleotide messenger RNA. Lineage: Eukaryota; Viridiplantae; Streptophyta; Magnoliopsida; Malpighiales; Linaceae. The record is from the annotation of a GenBank genome assembly.